AUGAUGGCUGAGCCUGAUUUUAAGCUGGCAGUGGCUGGCGGCGCCGGUGUGGGCAAGUCUGCACUCACCUUCCAACUGAUCAACAACCACUUCGUGGAAGGCCACGACCCGACCAUCGAGGACAGCUACCGCAAGCAGUUCAAAAUAGACCAGGAGACCUGCCUGCUCGAGAUCCUCAACACCGGCGGCGAGGACGAGUUCACCGGGGCCAGUACCACAGGCAUGAAGUGGGACAUGAUCCCACGCGAGUACCCGGGCUUACUGUGCGUCUUCUCCAUCACCGACCGGGGGUCAUUCGAUGAGAUCUCUACCUUCUGCGAGCGACUGCGGGCCAGGGACGACCUCGCCAGGUUGCCCAUGGUGCUGGUGGGCAACAAGUGCGACCUGGAGCACCUGCGGGUGGUGCCCACGUCAGAGGGCGCCGACCUGGCCAAGUCCUUCGGCUGCCAGUACCUCGAGGCGUCGGCCAAAUCAUGCAUCAAUGUCGAGGCCUGCUUCUUCGAGCUGGUGCGUGAGAUGCACAUGGCGACCCCGAAGAAGAACCCCCACGACGAGGGCUCGUCGAAGGACAAGCAGACGUGCUCCCUCUCCUAA
Acanthamoeba castellanii str. Neff is the source of this 594-nucleotide messenger RNA. Its product is annotated as raslike protein. Gene Ontology annotation, molecular function: GTP binding; GTPase activity; GDP binding. Lineage: Eukaryota; Discosea; Longamoebia; Acanthamoebidae. The record is from RefSeq and is a predicted model, not a curated record. The transcript has a single exon. Bases 1 to 594 code for a protein of 197 amino acids. Gene Ontology annotation, cellular component: plasma membrane. Gene Ontology annotation, biological process: Ras protein signal transduction.